CCUAGUCCAAACUUUACGCGGCGCCAUCGGCUGAAAACUAAACCGAGAUGGAAUCUCCCAGUCUGAACCGGUUUCAACCGGUUGUGAGUUAGUUGCUUGAGAGAGGAUAGAAGGCGCAGGCACAGAACCUCUAUACCGCCCCGCUGGAAAAUCAUAAGAGUAACGAAUUAAUUAGUGAAUCAAGGUUUACUUUGUUUCGUAAAAUGUAUCGGAGUGAUAGAUUACUGGGUUUGCCGUAAUAGUAGUUUUGGAAUCCACAUUAGUGAUUCUUACCAGCCAGACAUCCCUCACUGCUGGAGCUGAGAUAGUCAACGCUGCAGUAAUAGGAAAUCUUUUCUAAUCAUCAGUGAUACUGAGAAGUAAUCACUAAAUCUUGUAGCUCCUUGGGCAAACGCCACUCUUUUUGAGUCAGAGCCUUGGACUUUAGAACUCUAUGCCAGCAAUUAUGACAAUGUUAGCCGACCAUGCAGCGCAGCAGCUGCUGGACUUCAACCAGAAAUUGGAUAUCAACCUGCUGGAUAAUGUAGUGAACUGCCUAUAUCAUGGGGUGGGACCUCAGCAAAGGAUGGCACAGGAGGUUUUGACACACUUAAAGGAGCACCCGGAUGCCUGGACAAGAGUGGACACCAUCCUUGAGUUCUCCCAGAACAUGAACACCAAAUACUAUGCUCUUCAGAUUCUGGAAACGGUUAUCAAAACGAGAUGGAAGAUCCUUCCCCGGAAUCAGUGCGAAGGCAUAAAAAAGUAUGUGGUUGGACUCAUUAUCAAGACUUCAUCAGAUGCUUCAAAUGUAGAGAAAGAAAAAGUGUACAUUGGAAAGCUGAACAUGAUCCUUGUACAGAUCCUGAAACAGGAGUGGCCAAAGCACUGGCCCACCUUCAUCAGCGACAUUGUGGGGGCGAGUCGCACCAGUGAGAGCCUCUGUCAGAACAACAUGGUCAUCCUGAAACUGCUCAGCGAGGAGGUCUUUGACUUCUCCAGUGGCCAGAUGACCCAAGUUAAAGCCAAGCACCUAAAAGACAGCAUGUGCAACGAGUUCUCCCAGAUAUUCCAGCUCUGUCAGUUCGUUAUGGAAAAUUCCCAGAAUGCCCCGCUGGUUCACGCCACCCUGGAGACCCUCCUGCGCUUCCUCAACUGGAUCCCACUGGGCUACAUCUUUGAGACCAAGCUCAUCAGCACGUUGGUGUAUAAGUUCCUGAACGUGCCCAUGUUUCGCAACGUGACGCUGAAGUGCUUGACGGAGAUCGCCGGCGUGAGCGUCAGCCAGUACGAGGAGCAGUUCGUCACCCUCUUUACGCUCACCAUGUGUCAGCUCAAGCAGAUGCUGCCCCUGAACACCAACAUCCGGCUGGCCUACGCCAACGGCAAGGACGACGAGCAGAACUUCAUCCAGAACCUCAGCCUGUUCCUGUGCACCUUCCUCAAAGAGCACGGGCAGCUCAUCGAGAAGCGGCUCAACCUCAGAGAGACGCUAAUGGAGGCGAGAGGAAAAACUCGAUUGCCGAAUACGCGAUGUGCCGUGGCCCUGCACUACAUGCUGCUGGUGUCGGAGGUGGAGGAGACGGAGAUCUUCAAAAUUUGCCUGGAGUAUUGGAACCACCUAGCGGCCGAGCUCUACCGAGAGAGCCCGUUCUCCACCUCCACGUCCCCCCUGCUCUCGGGCAACCAGCACUUCGACGUGCCGCCGCGCCGGCAGCUCUACCUCCCCGUGCUCUCCAAGGUGCGUCUGCUGAUGGUCAGUCGGAUGGCCAAGCCAGAGGAGGUCCUGGUGGUGGAGAACGACCAGGGGGAGGUGGUCAGAGAGUUCAUGAAGGACACAGACUCCAUCAACCUCUACAAAAACAUGAGGGAGACCCUCGUGUACCUGACUCACUUGGACUACGCGGACACGGAGCGCAUAAUGACCGAGAAGCUGCACAACCAGGUGAACGGCACCGAGUGGUCCUGGAAGAACCUCAACACGCUGUGCUGGGCCAUCGGCUCCAUCAGCGGGGCCAUGCACGAAGAGGACGAGAAGAGAUUCCUGGUCACCGUCAUUAAGGACCUGCUGGGUCUAUGCGAGCAGAAGCGAGGAAAGGACAACAAGGCCAUCAUCGCUUCAAAUAUCAUGUACAUCGUCGGCCAGUACCCACGUUUCCUCAGAGCCCACUGGAAGUUCCUCAAAACCGUGGUCAACAAGCUCUUUGAGUUCAUGCACGAGACCCACGACGGAGUUCAGGACAUGGCGUGCGACACCUUCAUCAAGAUCGCCCAAAAGUGCCGGCGCCACUUCAUCCAGGUGCAGGUGGGGGAGGUGAUGCCCUUCAUCGACGAGAUCCUGAACAACAUCAACACCAUCAUCUGUGACCUGCAGCCUCAGCAGGUCGGCCAGCAGACGCCCGACAAGCAAGAGCACGCCGCCCCCCCCCUCCCCUCCCAUCCCCCCCCCGCUCACGCGUCUCUGCUUCUGCGUGUCCAGGUUCACACCUUCUACGAGGCCGUGGGCUACAUGAUCGGGGCCCAGACGGACCAGGCCGUCCAGGAGCACCUGAUAGAGAAGUACAUGCUGCUGCCCAACCAGGUGUGGGACAGCAUCAUCCAGCAGGCCACCAAGGUAGGACGGGAGGAGGCGACGGACGGGAAUGGUGACGGUUUAAAAAAACAAAAAAGAACGGUGUUUAAAGCGCCCCUCCCUCCCGCCGCGCAGAACGUGGACAUCCUGAAGGACCCGGAGACGGUGAAGCAGCUGGGCAGCAUACUGAAGACCAACGUCAGGGCCUGCAAGGCGGUGGGGCACCCCUUCGUCAUCCAGCUGGGGCGCAUCUACCUGGACAUGCUCAACGUCUACAAGUGCCUGAGCGAGAACAUAUCCGCCGCCAUUCAGACGAACGGUGAGAUGGUGACCAAACAGCCUCUGAUCCGCAGCAUGAGGACUGUUAAGCGGGAGACGCUGAAGCUGAUCUCGGGCUGGGUCAGUCGAUCCAACGACCCGCAGAUGGUCGGAGAGAAUUUCGUCCCGCCGCUUCUGGACGCCGUCCUCAUCGACUACCAGCGGAACGUCCCCGCCGCCCGGGAGCCCGAGGUGCUCAGCACCAUGGCAACCAUCGUCAACAAGCUGGGAGGCCACAUCACCAGCGAGAUUCCCCAGAUCUUCGACGCCGUCUUCGAGUGCACCCUGAACAUGAUCAACAAGAACUUUGAGGAGUUCCCCGAGCACCGGACCCACUUCUUCUACCUGCUGCAAGCCGUAAACUCCCACUGCUUCCCCGCCUUCCUCGCCAUCCCCCCGGCCCAGUUUAAGCUGGUGCUGGACUCCAUCAUCUGGGCCUUCAAGCACACCAUGAGGAACGUGGCCGACACGGGUCUGCAGAUCCUCUACACCAUGCUGCAAAACGUGGCCCAGGAGGAGGCGGCCGCCCAGAGCUUCUACCAGACGUACUUCUGCGACAUCCUGCAGCACAUCUUCUCAGUGGUCACCGACACGUCGCACACAGCCGGCCUGACCAUGCAUGCGUCCAUCCUGGCCUACAUGUUCAACUUGGUGGAGGAGGGCAAAAUCACCUCGGCCCUGAACCCCUCCAGCCCCACCAACAACCAGGUCUUCAUCCAGGAGUACGUGGCCAACCUGCUCAAGACCGCUUUCCCCCACCUACAGGACGCCCAGGUGAAGGUGUUCGUGACGGGGCUGUUCAGCCUAAACCAGGACAUUCCUGCCUUCAAGGAGCACCUGAGGGACUUCCUGGUCCAGAUAAAGGAGUUUGCGGGCGAGGACACCUCGGACCUGUUCCUGGAGGAGAGGGAGGCGUCGCUCCGCCAGGCCCAGGAGGAGAAACACAAGAUCCAGAUGUCUGUGCCGGGCAUCCUGAACCCUCACGAGAUUCCAGAGGAGAUGUGCGACUGAGCGCCCCCCCCGCCCCCCCCUCAGCCAGACUUGUACAGUAUCCACAUAACAAACAAACAAACAAACAAAA
This is a messenger RNA of Menidia menidia (Atlantic silverside), 3950 nucleotides long. NCBI's taxonomy places the organism in Eukaryota, Metazoa, Chordata, Actinopteri, Atheriniformes, Atherinopsidae. The record is from the annotation of a GenBank genome assembly.